Carya illinoinensis is the source of this 7011-nucleotide messenger RNA. RefSeq names its product E3 ubiquitin-protein ligase listerin. Gene Ontology annotation, cellular component: cytosol; RQC complex. NCBI's taxonomy places the organism in Eukaryota, Viridiplantae, Streptophyta, Magnoliopsida, Fagales, Juglandaceae. The coding region runs from base 1280 to 6466 and encodes 1728 amino acids. Gene Ontology annotation, biological process: ribosome-associated ubiquitin-dependent protein catabolic process; rescue of stalled cytosolic ribosome. The record is from RefSeq and is a predicted model, not a curated record. Gene Ontology annotation, molecular function: zinc ion binding; ribosomal large subunit binding; ubiquitin protein ligase activity. The transcript has 12 exons.
CUAUGAUUUUGGUUGCUCUUGUGCAUGUUUAAGCUUAUAUAUUACUAUCUCUAAUUUACAGUGGAGGCAGACAACCGAAGGAAGAAAAAAAAAAGGGAGGAAAAAAAAAAACUUUGUAGAUGCUAAUUGUAUCUUCAUCUUUGUGGUGCUUUAAACCAUGCUGCAGCUAGUUUGUUACUAUUGCAAUCUGUUUUUCUGUAACAUGGGUGGAUACCUCCUUGUCACCUUUUUCUACUGCUAACGGUGCCCUGAUCUGAUCAAUGCGGCAAGUAGAUUUUAUUGUUUUUAGCAAAGGAUGUGUCAUCUUGAAAUUCUCAAUUUAUUUGUUCUUUAAUCUUGUGAAUGUUUACACAUACUUGUGAAUGUCUCGAAGAUUGUGAACGCACAAUGGGGGAAUUUAGGGAUUUUUUCUUUAGCACUUUAAAUUUUUGAGUGAACAAUCUUGUGAGGGAUAUGAAUAUUUGUAAUGCUUUAUUUUAGUACUCUUUUGCUUUAGCUUAUACUUAGGUGUAUUCUCUUGUAUACUUCUUGUGUACUUGGGCUAUGUCUAUUUACUUGGAAUAAAAUCUCUUAUUACCUAUAAAAAAUUAAAAAAAAAAAAAAAUUGUUUGCACAUAGCUGUUAAUGCUUGCGGUUUUGAUUGAUUUAAUGGGAAUUACACUUUUCACCCAGAAACUACCUUGUGUUCUGUACUUUGCACCCAAAACUACAGAAGUUUUAAUUUGCAUCUUAAAAUACCUAUAUAUAUAUAUAUAUAUUUUUUUUUUUAAUUUGCAGCUCUUUUUAGAUCUGACCAUUUACUGAAAUAUUAAAAGAUUGUAUCACGUUACCAAUUUCUCAUUCAUUGCAACAGUCAAAUCGAAACCGAUGGUGCAAAUUGAAAAAUAGAGGUAGUUAAUAUACAAAUUUUAGUAGUUCACGGUACAAUGUGGAAAACAUGUGAUAGUUUUUGGAUGAUAUGAUAUAAUUUCCCUUAGAAUUAAUUUUUGCAGAAUCUUCAUCAGUUCUUCACUUGCAUGUGAUUCCCCUGAUUUUGCUCAUAUACAUUGAGACAUUUUUUAUAAGUCCCAAGUGCAUUGAGAACUUGCUUGUGGACCUCUUGUUUUCGUUUCUCAGGAGAGAUUUAGCUCCGCACCUGAAGUCUUUGAUGGGACCAUGGUGGUUUUCUCAAUUUGAUCCUGUUUCUGAAGUUUCUCAAGCUGCAAAACGAUCAUUACAGGUUUCUGAUGGCAUCAUAUGAGCUGCCUUUCAAGCACAGGAGAGGAGACUAGAUGCUUUAAUGCUAUGCACAAAUGAGAUUUUUAUGUAUCUGGAAGAAAAUCUAAAGCUCACACCACAAAAUAUGUCUGAUAAAGCAGUUGCUUUGGACGAGUUGAAAGAGAUGCAUCAGCAGGUGAUAUAUGCAUCAUUACUUGCCCUGGCCACACUACUUGAUGUGUUGGUUUGUGUGCAAUUAGAAAGACCUGGUUUUGAAAACUUAACCAUUGAACCAAAAAAUGCUUCAAAGGCUCAGGCAACCGCUAUUUCUUCUGCCGAAAAUCUGUUCACUGCUAAUAAAUAUUUUGUGGACUUCCUGAAGUCUCAAAGCCCUGCUAUCCGGUCAGCUGCAUUUUCAGUGUUAAGGAGUUUUAUAAAAAACAUUCCUCAGGCCUUUAAUGAAGUAAAUAUAAAAACUCUUUCUGGCAUGAUACUUGGUGCUUUCCAAGAGAAGGAUCCUGUGUGUCAUUCUUCAAUGUGGGAUGCAGUGUUACUAUUUUCAAGAAGAUUCCCUGACAGUUGGUAUUCCGUGAAUGUUCAGAAAGUUGUAUGCAGCCGGUUAUGGCAUUUUCUUAGAAAUGGGUGCUUUGGAUCUUAUCAGGUUUCUUAUCCAGCUCUGGUUCCAUUCUUAGACACUGUACCACCUAAAGCAAUAGUGGGAGAGAAGUUUUUUCUUGACUUUUUCCAGAACCUAUGGGUAGGAAGAAAUCCAUUCCAUUCCUCAAAUGCCAAUAGAGUAGCAUUCUUCCAGGCAUUUAAAGAAUGUUUUCUUUGGGGAUUACGUAAUGCAUCGAGAUACUCUGAGGGAGCCGAUUCCAUCCAUCAUUUUCAAGUCAAUCUUAUUGACAAUAUACUUGUAAAGUUUUUGUGGCAAGACUACAUGUUUUCGGUGAGCUUAAAAACCCCGGAAGGAGUCUUAUCUGGAACAUCUGCAGCUUCAUCUGAGAAAAGUAAUUUACCUUCCAAUAAGAAGACAGUGGAAACAUUGAAUAUUAAGUAUCCAGUGAGCUAUCUUCGAGACUUGGGAAAAUGUAUCAUUGAAAUUCUUUCAGGCAUACGUUUAAUGGAGCAUGAUCUGCUCUCUACUUUCACUGUGGAAUUUAAGGAAAGUUGCCUGGGUAUGCUGCAGCAAACAGAUAUCACAGAAAGAAGCACUGAAAGUGUAGAACAGAUCAUUCAUUUUAUCUUAUUACUGGAGGAACAUGCAGUUCAUAUAGGUGAAAAUUGGCCUUUGGUUGAUUUAGUGGGACCAAUGUUGGCACAAUCUUUCCCAUUGAUAACAUCACUAGAUUCACCAGAGUGUGUGAGACUUCUAUCGGUUUCUGUUUCCGUAUUUGGACCACGCAAGAUCCUCCAAGAACUUUUUAUUCACAAUAAAGGUCACUCCUCUAGUUUGUCCGGUGAUGGGGGUAGACAAUUGACUGAAGAGCAAUUUAUGAAAAUGUUCAGGGAGAUUUUUGUUCCUUGGUGCAUGCAUGAAGAUAAUAGCUCUACCAGUGCUCGACUUGAUCUAUUGCUUGCCUUGCUCGAUGAUGAAUGUUUCUCUGAACAGUGGGGUACUGUUAUAACACAUGUAACUAACUUAGAACAUUCUGGAGCUGUGCCUGCUUACCAAGAUUCCAACCGCAUAGCAAUGUUGGCAAUGCUGUUAGAGAAAGCAAGAGAUAAAAUUGCAAGGAAAGUGGGUGAAGAUUCCUAUUCUCAGAAAGGUGUCAAACUGGAUCAGUGGCAUCAUGAUGAUUUAGAGAUAGCUGCUGUUACCAUUGCCAGCUCACUUCCUCCCUUCAGAACUUCUGAUGCUCAGUUUGUGCGUGCUGUUCUUGGUGGUUCGAAAGAAGGUGACGCAACUCCCUUUGUGUCGAGAAAUACAUUGAUCUUGAUAUUUGAGGAGGUUUUCCGAAAGUUGCUAUCUUUCAUUCUGGAGUCCUCUUUGACUUGGGUAAGGGAUGCGGGUUUUCUCCUAGCUGCCAGGGAAAUGAAUUUUGGGAUGGAACUAGAAAGCCCUUCUAAUAUGUAUGAGAUGUGCCAAUUUGCUCUUGAAGUCCUUGAUGGUAGCUUCUUUUGCUUAAAGACACUUGAUGAAGAAAAUGGGCUACUUCAGUGUAUUUCAGCUGCAAUAUUUAUUAUUGACUGGGAGUUUAGCAUAAGAACAGCAAUAGACGAUGUAAUUGAUGAAAAAUCGAACAAAAAUAUCGAGGCCAGAUUGAAUUUUGGUGAAUCAGUGCAUGCUUUUCGUUGUAAGACAAGUAAUCUGUUCUGGAAAAGCCUCAGCAUACACAUUAGGGGGAGAUUGGGAGGUAUCCUGAUUCAGUGUAUUCGUUCUGCCAUCUUCAGUGAAGAUAGACUAGAUGUCGAUGAUAUCACAUCUUUGUGUUGCUUGUGGAUGCUUGAGGUUCUUGAAUGUUUUUGUCAAGAUCAAGAUGAGGAACAAAAUCUCUUAGAUCAGCUUCUGAGCAAGGGUGAUAUCUGGCCAUUGUGGAUUUGUCCAGAUUUUAAUACCCCAAAGGGAGCUGCUGUGUUGGAAGUUGAAAAUGUGCCCUCCGGCAUUCAUGCCUCUGGGAGUGACAAGUUUGUUUCUUUUGUCAACAAACUUAUCUUGAAAAUUGGUAUAGACAAAGUUAUCGGUUUGGGUAAACAUGCUCCAUCGCCCAAGGAAGCAGCCUAUGAACAGGUUACUUCUCGACCUUGGCUUGUUGCUGAAAUAUUGUGCACAUGGAAGUGGCCGGGUGGCAGUGCCGUUGCUUCUUUCUUACCUUCACUGAGUUCAUAUGCCAAAAGUAGAAGUUAUGGUUUCCAGGAAAGCUUAUUGGAUUCUGUUUUCAACAUAUUACUUGAUGGUGCUCUUGUUCAUGGAGGAAGAAGUGCACGUAGCUUUUCACAUUUGUGGCCUGCUUCAGGUGACGAAGUCAAGGAUAUUGAAGAACCGUUCUUGAGAGCUCUUGUAUCUUUUCUUUAUACUUUGUUCAAAGAUGAUAUAUGGGAAACACAGAAAGUUAAGACACUGUUUGAAUUUCUUGUAAAUAAGCUCUUUAUUGGCGAAGCAAUUAACAUAAACUGUUUGAGAAUUCUUCCGCCUCUUGUGAAUGUUCUUGUACGAGCAUUAUGUCAAAAUAGCAUUGGAUCUGGUGAAUCUAGUACGGAUGCUAGACUUGAUUCACCAAAGGAGAAUCAUUUGCAGGACGCCCUUGAAGGCUGGCUCCAAAGAACUCUAUUGUUCCCACCUUUGGUUUCAUGGAAAAUAGAAGAAGAUAUGGAAGAUUGGUUCCAGUUGGUUAUAUCUUGUUAUCCUUUGAGUGCAAGCUGGGGUAUACAAGCACUGAAGCAGGAGAGAAACAUCAGCACUGUGGAAAGAACACUCUUGCUUGAAUUAUUUCGAAAGCAGAGACAUGGUGCCAGUGCAUCAACUGCAGCUAAUCAGCAGCCGGUGGUGCAAAUAUUGCUAUCAAAGCUAAUGGUUAUUUCAGUUGGUUAUUGCUGGAAGGAAUUUGAUGAGGAAGAUUGGGAGUUUUUGUUGUCUAAUAUAAGGCGUUGGAUUCAAUCAGCAGUUGUAGUGAUGGAGGAAGUUGCCGAAAAUCUGAAUGAUGCUUUCAUUGACAUGUCAACUUCUGAUAACUUGGAUAUUAAAUUGAAAAAAUUGGAGCAAAUUGUUUUGGUUUCAGAUCCUUUACCUAUAGAUAUUGCUACAAAUGCCCUCUUAUCGUUUUCUCUGUUUUCUGGUCAUCUUCUGCAUCAACAAUCUGAAGACUUGAACAAUAUAAAUCCCUUGAGAAGAGAAAGAUGGGACCCCAUCAAAGAUCGGAUUUUGGAAGGUAUUCUUCGCUUAUUUUUUUGCACGGGAAUUGCUGAGGCCAUUGCAAGUUGCUGUUGUCAUCAGGCUGCAUCUAUAGUAGCAUCCCACCGACUUGAACAUCCCUACUUUUGGGAGUUGAUAGCUUCAAGUGUUGCUAAUUCUUCAUCACAUGUUAGAGAUAAAGCAGUGAAGUCAGUUGAGUUUUGGGGGCUAAGCAAAGGGCCUAUUAGCUCUUUGUAUGCCAUCCUUUUUUCGUCCAACCCAGUUUAUUCAUUGCAGUUUGCUGCUUAUUUCAUGCUUUCAACUGAACCCAUUUCAAAUUUAGCUAUCACUGGAGAAGGCACUGCAAUGUACCUGGAUGGUGAUUCUACAGUUGACCAGGAUUCUAGCAAUCCAGAUUUGUCGUCAAAACAAAAUAUCCAUUUGAGGGAGGAAAUUUCUUGCAUGAUUGAGAAGUUACCUUAUGAGGUUCUUGAGAUGGAUUUGGUGGCACAAAAACGGGUAAAUGUAUUCCUUGCUUGGUCUUUGUUGUUAUCGCAUUUAUGGUCAUUACCAUCAUCAUCACCCGGGAGGGAUAGACUGGUCCAGUAUAUACAAGAUUCUGUGAGUUCAGUUAUUUUAGAUUGCAUUUUCCAGAAUAUACCAGUUGAAUUGUGUAUGGCACAUAGUCUGAAGAAAAAAGAUGCAGAGCUUCCUGCUGGGAUAUCAGAAGUUGCAAGUGCAGCAACGCGUGCCAUUACGACAGGUUCAUUGUUGUGCUCUAUGGAAUCUCUUUGGCCUGUUGAAGAAGUGAAAAUAGCUUCACUUGGUGGAGCAAUAUUUGGUGUGAUGCUUUGUGUUCUUCCCGCUUAUGUUCGAGGGUGGUUUAGUGAUUUGCGUGAUCGGUCUGUAUCAUCUGCAAUUGAAUCCUUUACACGAGCAUGGUGCAGCCCUCCUCUCAUUGCAAACGAGUUAUCUCAGAUUAAGAAAGCCAAAUUUGCUGAUGAGAAUUUUUCAGUUAGUGUAAGUAAAUCAGCGAAUGAGGUUGUUGCAACCUAUACAAAGGAUGAAACAGGAAUGGAUCUAGUUAUCCGUCUUCCUGUAUCUUACCCCUUACGCCCUGUGGAUGUUGAUUGCACCAAGAGCCUAGGGAUUAGUGAAGUGAAGCAGAGAAAAUGGUUAAUGUCUAUGAUGUCAUUUGUCCGUAAUCAGAAUGGAGCUUUAGCAGAGGCUAUCGGAAUAUGGAAGCGCAACUUUGACAAAGAAUUCGAAGGUGUUGAGGAGUGCCCUAUCUGCUACAGCGUCAUCCACACUACCAACCAUAGCCUUCCACGGCUGGCUUGCAAGACCUGCAAGCACAAGUUCCAUUCAGCCUGUCUCUAUAAGUGGUUCUCAACUUCUCACAAAUCAUCUUGCCCCCUGUGCCAGUCUCCAUUCUGACCUAGACAUCAACAUAGAGUCAUGCACAUGAGUUCUGCUGCUCUGCUUUCCAUUAAAUACACAUGGGGAAAGAAGCGGUUGAUGGUAGAGUACUUGAAGCUCAUGCACUUGAGUUCUGCUGCUCUGCUUUCCAUUAAAUACACAUGGGGAAAGAAGCUGUUGAUGGUAGAGUACUUGAAGCAUACAUUGAGAGAAAAGAAAUCUUACAAUAUCGUGCAAACGGAGUGGAUAAAAAGGACAGCAUGGGUUUAGGGGCAAAAUUAUGGGCAUUUGAUUAACGGGAUCAAUCCGCCAUCUGAGCUUUGAUGCCUAACUACUGCUUUUUUCUUGCAAUGACAUAGCAUAUAUCGAGAAGACCAAUAGUGAUAUAGAUUUCAUGCAGAUGGAAAUGUAGGUUUCACAAUGAUAUUACCUCGAAGGCUGUAACCAUUUCGGAAAAUAGAACAAGGACAGGGAGGUCCCUGCAAGUAUUGUAAAGCUGAACAUCUAUCUCAUCACAAUAAAUUAUGAGAAAUGCUAAGUGAAGGUUUGACCGAUUGUGUGUU